CAGUCUCAACAGCAGUAGGCGCCCCUGUAUAUGGUUUCGCCAACCAGAUUUUUUCAUAUACAAGGCUGAGAAACGUACUAGUUGAGUAGAGUUUUGGUCGUAAUGUACCGCAUCCAUUCAGUAGAACAGUAUCAUCGCGGUUUGCCAAAUCCAAACAGGCCAGAGCUGAACUUCUUGAGUCUCACAAUCGCACAUAAAAGUCCAGAUGUCGUCGCCAUUCUGUCCCGUUUGCUGAUUCCUCAGACACAUCUGAAACCCAGCUCUCUUGCACAGUGACUUCACAAGAUAGCUUUUGCACUCCUAAGUAUUGUCACACAUACUCAGUUAAUCUCACGUACAACCACAUUCAUCCUCUUCAGUCAACACAACACCGUUUUCACUCAACCCCCCUCUUUCACUCCGCAUCACCUUUCGCCAAGGUGCACAGUAGCUAUGGCACACGAAGUCCCGAGCUUCACCAGCUUCGAGUCCACGGACUCAAACAUGGCUCAAGAGGCCAUGUACAUCAACGGCAUGGAGCAACGAGAUGAGCUGCUGAACUCCGAGCUCCCAUCUCCAGACCAAGAAGAGGAUGAUUGGGAGGAGCUCACCAUUCCGGGGGUCCGCGAUACGGAUUUAGAUCUGAGCGAUUUCGGCCUGGACUUUCCCGAACUGGGUCUCUUCAACGGGGACCUUGUCCGCCUGGGCGUGUCAGAUGGGAGGAACGAUUCACCCCUGGAUGGAGAGCCCCUGCCCCAGCUAAACGCGGAAAGGGCCAACGAACCGGGCCCGGGCCCCGCUCAGCCGAUGGCUCAGGGGAGCAGUUCCGCAACGUCACCAUCGUCCUCGGAACAGAAUUUCCUCGUGGCCUUCGGGCUUCCCACACCACGCACUCCAGUCGUGGGAUCCCCGGUCAGGUCUGUUCCUCUCCUCCCCUCUCCUCCUGCUCCCCUCCGUCGCUCCAAUCCCACUCCCCCCAACUCGAGUCCCUCCGCCCCCUCCACCUCUCAGGCGCCUACUCAAUCUCAGGCCAAAAAGCGGAGGAGGGCAGGGGUCACCCCCCCGCGGAACCCGCCCAUCUUCCGCCCGGUACAACCAGUGGCGUGGCCCGUGCAAAUGAUGCACGUGCCACCGCACGCCCCAACACUGAUGAUGCCAGUGCAAGCUGCGACUUCGAGCCUGCCCCCCCAGUACCAGGCCGGGUCACCAAUGCAGCUGGGCCAAGGGGGAUAUGCCGCGAUUGGUCCAUACGGCUCGGCGGCACACUACCAAAUGCAGUCGUCGGGCUCGCAUCGGCAUCUGGGGUUGGGGUCCCUGGACCAGAUGUACUGGGACCCAAACUUGAUGGCGGACGUGUCCCAGCCACAGACACACACUAAUCCGCCGCCGGGACGUCAAGAUCCCUCCUGGGGAAAUGGAACUCGCCGCAGUCGCCAGCGGGUUCAUUCGGAAGCCCUGCCGGAACCAACCGCGGGAUCUCCCGCCGCCCUCACGGUCCAAGUCACGACCGUCGAGCAAGGCCCGGGGAAACCACUCGCUCCGAAGCCACUGCUGGGCUGUACCGCGACCAGUAGGGACCGCGGAUGUGUGGUUAGCUGCCUGGUCAACGUCAAUCCGGAAGGGUGGUGCAGGCGGGGACGACCGAGGAAGGCGGUGUCGGAGGAGGAGCAGAGGAGGAAGAACCAGAUGCCCAAGCGGGGAAGGGGACGACCCCGGGGUUCGAAGAAUAGGCUCAAGGUGAAGAAGUCGAUGGAGAAGGGGAAGGAGGAGGAGCGCGUGAAGGACGCGGAGGAGGCGCGGGGCCCCCUGUGGAAGUGGAUGGAAGACGAGCAGGACUGAGGGCGGGGAUUUGGGGCGGUUGU
Molecule: messenger RNA, 1841 nt
Organism: Eremomyces bilateralis CBS 781.70
Lineage: Eukaryota; Fungi; Ascomycota; Dothideomycetes; Eremomycetales; Eremomycetaceae
Exons: 1
Coding region: 433-1818 (461 amino acids)
Source: RefSeq, a predicted model, not a curated record